AUGAUAUCCACUGACCGUGUAGAUGCACUCUGGACGAUUUCUCAAACAUUCACGUCUUCUUUCCAAGCGUCUUGUUCUGGUAAAGUCCUUCACCUUCACACAGGUCCUACCGACGCUCCUAUAAUCUAUGGUGUCUCUGUGCACUCCGUCGCUAGAGAAAUACAGGCUCUCAACAAGCGUUUGUCUGAAGCCACCGGGAGGCUUCCAAGCUACGAUCAAAGACAAAAUGAACUGCAACUCAAAGCAUUAGAGAAGGCGCUCGAGGAACUGCGCUCAUCGACCACAGUGAAAACAAAAUUCGCUUUUAAACGGAAGGUCAAGAUAUCAGCGUCAGCAUCAGCAGAGACCGCAACGCCACCUGCUCCAGUGAAUGCACCAGCGAUACCUACAUCAAUAAUAUCUAGUGCCUCCAGAAUGAUAUCCAACCACUCCAAUUGCUACCUCUCUAGUUCGUGCCUUUCUGGUCCCACCUCAUCCACAGAUCACAUAGGGGUGUCUAUAAUAAGAAUAUCGAGUAGCAUCUUAAAUCUUCUUACGACCACGAAUGAGUUGACUCUGUCUGCUAAUACCGUUUCCAUUUCGGCGCUUCACAUCCGCGACAUACAGAACUCAAUUCUCAUUCUAGGGACCGUCGAUGGUAGCAUCAUGUUGCACAACUUAACAAAUUGUGGUUGUUGCUGGAUGUCACCAGGUAGGUUCAGGAUGCACCAUUCUACUGCCGUAGAUGCCUAUCUUGACAUUACAUCGAAUCCUAUCAUCGAAAGCUGUGAUCAAGUGAGAUUCGGUGCCUACCCGAGCGAGUUGAAGCAACUCUGGUCACCAAAAACCAUACUGGCGAGUUCCGUUUUCUUGCCCCAGGACUUCUCGCACAUGUGCGCCACACCAUCACCCAAUUGGAGAGCGCUGGAGGAGGAUGAAUGA
This is a messenger RNA of Suillus subaureus, 921 nucleotides long. RefSeq names its product tubulin binding cofactor C-domain-containing protein. The record is from RefSeq and is a predicted model, not a curated record. The coding region runs from base 1 to 921 and encodes 306 amino acids. The transcript is spliced from 5 exons. Gene Ontology annotation, biological process: post-chaperonin tubulin folding pathway; tubulin complex assembly. Gene Ontology annotation, molecular function: tubulin binding. NCBI's taxonomy places the organism in Eukaryota, Fungi, Basidiomycota, Agaricomycetes, Boletales, Suillaceae. Gene Ontology annotation, cellular component: cytoplasm.